Nannospalax galili (Upper Galilee mountains blind mole rat) is the source of this 921-nucleotide messenger RNA. RefSeq names its product vomeronasal type-1 receptor 4-like. Gene Ontology annotation, molecular function: pheromone receptor activity. Gene Ontology annotation, biological process: G protein-coupled receptor signaling pathway. NCBI's taxonomy places the organism in Eukaryota, Metazoa, Chordata, Mammalia, Rodentia, Spalacidae. Gene Ontology annotation, cellular component: membrane. The coding region runs from base 1 to 921 and encodes 306 amino acids. The transcript has a single exon. The record is from RefSeq and is a predicted model, not a curated record.
AUGAAUGACAGUGUGGACUCCAGGAAUUUGGCAAUAGGAAUAAUAAUCCUAUCUCAGAGCACAGUUGGAGUUCUGGGAAAUUUGUCUCUUCUUUCUUAUUACGUUAUCCGUUGCUACAGUGAAUGCACAUUAAAGCCCACAGACUGGAUUCUCACACACCUGAUCAUAGCCAACUCCUUGACCAUUCUGUCUGGAGGAAUUCCGCAUACAAUGGCACUCUUUAAGUUGAAGCAGUUCUUCAAUAAUUUUGAAUGCAAACUGAUUUUAUAUGUUCACAGACUGGGUCGAUGUGUGUCUGUUGGCACCACCUGCCUCUUGAGUGUGUUCCAGGCCACCAUCAUCAGCCCAAGGAACUCCUGUUGUAAGAAUCUAAAAGCUAAAGUGCCAAAGUACACUGGCUUAUGCAUUUUCUUUUGCUGGGUCCUGUACAUGGUGGUAAAUUCUAUUUUCCCUGUGUAUCUAUAUAGCAAAUUAAACAGGAACAAUCUGACAAUAGAGUCAGUGUUUCACCACUGUGGUAUUAUAGAUCGUAGUGAAAUAACAGGGUCGCUGUAUACAGCUUUUAUAGUAAUCCCUGAAGUUUUGUUUUCUUUCCUCAUGGCCUGGUCCAGCAGCUCCAUGGUUCUCUUUCUGCACAGGCACAAAGAGCAAACGAAACACAUCCACAGCUCUAAUGUUUCCCACAGAAAGUCCCCUGAGUCCAGAGCUACCCAGAACAUCCUGGCCCUGGUGUCCACAUUUCUAACAUUUUAUACCCUCUCUUCUGUCUUACAAGGAUUCAUUGCUCUCUUAUCUGAUCCAAGCUGGUGGCUAGUGAACAUCCCAGCCAUCAUUUCACUUUGUUUUCCCACUUUGAGCCCUUUUAUCGUGAGUCGUGCGUCCACUGUGCCCAAGUUCUGCUUCUCCUGGAUGAGGAAUUGA